AUGUCACGCAAGCUGCACCCCAUUCAUUCGUCCCAGGAACACCGCCUGAACCCCGAGUACAAGGCCUAUUACAAUGAGCACGCCAUCGCCGUUCCCAAGCUCCAUACGAUCCCCAUUGACGUGAUCCGCUCCAUCCCCCGCCGCCCGUUUCCCGGCUGCGGUCCCGACGUGCCCGUGGGCAAGACGGAGGACAUCAAAAUCACCCCGGAUUCCGGCCCGGCCAAGGGCGUGACCAUACCGACCCGCUGCUAUACCCCGCCCGGGUCGGCGCCGGACGGAGGCUGGCCGGUCCUCGUCUUUUACCACGGCGGCGGCUGGACCGUCGGCGGACUCGAGUCCGAGACGGACAUCAUCACCAACAUCUGCACAAGCGCCAAGUGUGUGGUUGUAUCCGUGGAUUACAGACUCGCCCCGGAGCACCCGUUCCCGGCCGCGGUGGACGACGCCUGGGCGGCCCUCCUCUGGGUCGCCGCUGAGGGCAAGUCCGCGCUCAACAUAAACCCGGACAACAUCGGCGUCGGCGGCUCCUCCGCCGGCGGCAACCUAGCCGCCGUCAUGGCCCAGCGCGCCGCCUCCUCCUCCCACGGCAGCACCCCGCGCGUCGCGGCGCAGCUCCUCAACAUCCCCGUGACGGACAACACGCGGACGCCGGCCAGCUGCGCGUGCUGGCGCGACCUGCAGCACUCGCCGGCUCUCUCCGCCGACAUGAUGCUGUGGUUCCGCGCCGGCUACCUGCCUCGUGCCGGGGACGCCGAAAACCCGGAGGCCAGCCCGCUGUUGUGGCGCGGCGACUGGGCGGCGUUGCCGCCGGCGGUGGUCGUGGUGGCCGGGCUGGACGUGCUGCGCGACGAGGGCGAGGCCUUUGGCGAGAGGCUCCGGCGGGCGGGCGUGCGCGCGCGCGUGGUCACGUUCCCGGACCAGCCGCACAUCUUCCCGGCGAUGAGCGGCGUGCUCGAGGACGGCAGGCGGGCCAUCACGGUCAUGUGUGAGGGCUUGCGAGAAGUGUUCUACCAGGGGAGUUCCGUUGACACUCGAUCUAACAUCUAG
This is a messenger RNA of Cordyceps fumosorosea ARSEF 2679, 1047 nucleotides long. RefSeq names its product Alpha/beta hydrolase fold-3. The transcript is spliced from 2 exons. NCBI's taxonomy places the organism in Eukaryota, Fungi, Ascomycota, Sordariomycetes, Hypocreales, Cordycipitaceae. The record is from RefSeq and is a predicted model, not a curated record. Gene Ontology annotation, molecular function: hydrolase activity. The coding region runs from base 1 to 1047 and encodes 348 amino acids.